Pseudophryne corroboree (corroboree frog) is the source of this 3894-nucleotide messenger RNA. RefSeq names its product zinc finger protein 135-like. Bases 148 to 3162 code for a protein of 1004 amino acids. The record is from RefSeq and is a predicted model, not a curated record. Lineage: Eukaryota; Metazoa; Chordata; Amphibia; Anura; Myobatrachidae. The transcript has 13 exons.
ACUGUACUGCUCCCAUUAGCCCCAGUGUGUGUUAUAUCUUCAGGUGUGCUGCUGCAGGGUCUGUGUCACUGAGCUGAGUGCUCCCCCCUGGGACAGGUCACCUCACCCUUAUAUUCACCGAGACUAGACUCCAAUGUUAAAGGCUUCAUGAUGGACAAGGGCAGAAGUCAUAUUACCGAGCAGAUAUUAAGUCUCACUCUGGAGAUCAUCCAUCUGCUGACUGAGGAGAAUUACACAGUGGUGAAGAAGACAUCUAGUCAGCGGGAGACACCCAGCAGCUGUCCCCGUGUGUCCGGAGGACUGAGCAGGACCCAGAGCCCCAUCACGGUGCCUCCACCUCACUCACUGAUACAUGAGAGACACAAUGACCAGAAGAUCCUGGAACUCACCAACAAGAUCAUUCAGCUGCUGACUGGAGAGGAGGAAGAUUUGAUUGAUAUUAAAGUUGAAGUUAUAGAUGAAGAAGAAGAAGAAGAGACAUAUGUGAUGGGUGAUCAGCAGUAUAAGGAGGAGGAAAUCCCUACAGGUAUCAGCACAGAUGGAUAUACACCAGAGAGACGUCAGUGCCCUUUUUCUGCGCAAGAUUGUAGCGAGGAAAAUCUCAAUAUGUCACAGGAUAAUCAGUGUGAAGGCCUGAUUGUUAUUAAAGCAGAAGAUUCAGAAGGAGAAGAAGAAGAGACGUAUGUGAGGGGUGAUCAGCAGUGUAAGGAGGAGGAAAUCCCUACAGAUAUCAGCACAGAUGGACACAAUAGCGGGAAUGCCUCGGAGGGACGUCUCAUUUUGUAUCCAGAAGAUAAUGACAUCACACAGGAUUCCAAUAUUCCAAAUAUACAACCAGUACCUCACGGGGAAGAUGUUUCAUCUGAUCCACUUAAUCAGGUGGAAUAUUCUACUUAUAAAGCAGAUGUUAUUACACAUAGCACAGCUCAUAGUGGUGGUGCUGACCUAUUUUCCUGUUCAGACUGUGGGAAAUGUUUUCCCCAGAGUGCGGAGCUUAUUAUACACCGGAGAAGUCACACGGGGGAGAAGCUCUUUCCCUGCUCUGAUUGCGGCAAGUGGUUUAUACAGAAGUCCGAUUUUGUCAGACACCACAGAAUCCACACGGGCGAGAGGCCGUUUCCCUGCUCCGAGUGCGGGAAAUGUUUUACACGGAAACCCGAUCUGGUCAGGCAUGAGAGGAUCCACACGGGUGAGAAGCCUUUUCCUUGUGCCGAGUGCGGGAAAUGCUUCAUACAGAAGUCCUACCUCGUCACGCAUCAGAAAUUCCACACCGGCGAGAAGCCAUUUCCAUGUCCCGAGUGCGGGAAAUGCUUCAUCAACAAAUCUCUGCUUGUCCAACACCAGAGGAAGCACACGGGGGAGAAGCCGUUUCCAUGCUCCGACUGCGGCAAGUGCUUCGCGCAUAAGUCUCUGCUUGUGAAGCAUCAGAGAAUUCACAAAGGCGAGAAGCCCUUCCAGUGCACGGAGUGCGGGAAGUGCUUCACCCAGAAGUCAGAUCUGGUUAAGCACCAGCGGAUUCACACCGGCGAGAAGCCGUUUCCCUGCUCGGAGUGCGGGAAAUGUUUUGCACAUAAAUCCAGCCUGGUCAAACAUCGGAGAAUUCACAAAGGAUUACGCAGUUGUGUGGAAGACAUUUGGGGCAGGACCCAGAGCCCCAUCCCGGUGCCUCCACCUCACUCAUUGAUACAUGAGAGACACAAUGACCAGAAGAUCCUGGAACUCACCAACAAGAUCAUUCAGCUGCUGACUGGAGAGGUUCCUACAAGGUGUGAGGACGUCACUGUCCAUUUCAAUAAGGAAGGACACAAGGGUCUGUACAAGGACAUUAUGAAGGAGAAUCACCGGCCCCUCAUAGCAUUGGAUGGAUCCAUGUACAGACAUAGCCCAGAGAGUUGUCCCAGUUCUCCAUAUUCCCCGGAUCACACAGAGGAGAAUCAAGGUAUCUCAGAGGAGUAUCAAGUUGAUGACCUGCUUGAUAUUAAAGUUGAAGUAAUAGAUGAUGAUGAAGAAGAGGAGGAGAUACAGGAGGGAGAUGAUCAGCCGUAUAAUGACGAGGAAGACUCUUCAGAUCAGCACGACAGCGGGAAUACCUCGGACGGGCACCCCAUUUCAUCUCCAAAUUGUAAGAUAGAAGAUGAGGACAUCCCGCCGGAUUCCCCAGGAGAAAACCCCAGUGCCGCAGGCAUUUAUUCAGCAGAUGUAUCCUCUGACCCUUCUGCCUAUGAGAUAUGUCCCUCUGAUAUUGUCACGCACAGUAUAACUCAGACAGGUGAUAAAAUAUUUCCCUGCUCCGAGUGCGGGAAGUGUUUUACUCGAAAAACCGGUCUCCUUUUACACCAGCGGGUCCACACGGGCGAGAAGCCCUUCUCAUGCUCCGAGUGCGAGAAAUGUUUUACACAGAAAUCCAGUCUCUUCAGACACAUGAAAAUCCACGCGGGUGAGAGGCCGUUUCCCUGCACCGAUUGCGGGAAAUGUUUUACGCAGAAGUCCUACCUGGUCAUCCAUCAGAGAAUCCACACAGGAGAGAAGCCUUUCAUAUGCUCCGAUUGUGGGAAGUGUUUUACCAAGAAGGCCCAUCUGGUGGAGCAUCAGACCAUCCACUCGGCCGAGAAGCCCUUUGCCUGCGCCGAGUGUGGGAAAUGCUUCUCCCGUAAAACCAUCCUCCACAGUCACCGCAAGUCGCACACCGGCGAGAAGCCAUUUUCCUGUUUUGGCUGCGGGAAGAAUUUCAUGCGCAGGACAGAUCUGGCCAGGCACCAGAAAAGCCAUACCGGCGAGAAGCCAUUUUCCUGCUCCGAGUGUGGCACCUGUUUCACCCAGAAGUCCAGCUUCGACCGGCACAUGGCCAUUCACAGCGGCGAGAAACCGUUUCCCUGUCCCGACUGCGGGAAGUGCUUCGCUCACAGGUCGCACCUGGUGUAUCACCAGAAGAUCCACACCGACGAGAAACCGUUUCCCUGCUCGUACUGCGGGAAAUGUUUUACGCAGAAGGCGUAUCUUCUCAAACACGAGAAGACGCACGCGGGGGAGCAGGAGUUUCCCUGCUCUUACUGUGGGAAGUGUUUUCCGCUGAAAUCAUAUCUUGUCAAACAUCAGAGAAUACACACCUGCAAGGAACCGUUUGCACGUCCUAAGAGCGACACCGAGAUCGCGUCAUCUUAAAUAACAAUUCACGUAGAUGGCGAGUAAUUUUCACGCACGGACUGUUGGGGAAAGUUUUACAUGCAAUCACGCACAGUUUGCCUAGGUAAUGUCUUGAAUCUAAUGAAAUAUAGUUUUGGGCCUUUACCCUGACCGAGCACUGCCUUGCUUUAUCUUGUCACUCAAUACCCAGUGCUCACUUCCUAUUUACUAUUUUUAGAAUGUGCCUUUUUGUGUUAUAAUAGAUUAUUCUGUAUAUAGUUUAUGUUGCAGUAUUACACUACCUUUCAGGUACUUUACUCCCUCAUAGUUUUGCUCUAAAUGACUAUUGAAGAGAGUCUAGAAAGCACACAUCUAUUUCUUUUGAUGUCUCCUGUGCAUUGCGUUUCCCAGUAUGUCAUAUAUUUGACCACGAUUAAAGACACUGUUUCCUUCAGGGUCCACAGUAGAUCCACAGGAUACACAUUGGGUUGUAGGUGGCGUCAGAAGUGUGGGCACCAAACGGUUUAAGCUUUUGGGGCUCCCAGCAUGCAUCGGUCCAGCCUCCUUAUAACGCCGCCUCCUGGCCCAGGGAAGUCGUUUUUCUUGUUUGGUACGGCAGGAGUGGUGUGGCUGCAUGACAGUAUGCUAGUGACAGCGCAAUUUGACACAUUGAAUAUGCACAUAUAUUAAAGCGGGAUGCAGUCGCUUUACCUCCAAUCAUAAUCCCGACGGACUAUAUACCGACACCCAUUGACCGAUGGUCGAAAUCCC